UGUUUACAUCUGGUACAGGUUUUCACUGUUAGCGUCAGUCAUAUUUUUUUUCCUCAGCAAUAAAAGCGUUUAAAUCUGAUUUUCAAUAUGGGAUGUGAUGGCGGAACAAUUCCUAAAAGACACGAAUUAGUGAAAGGACCGAAAAAGGUGGAAAAGGUUGAUAAAAAUGCAGAACUCGCUGCCAAAUGGAAAUAUUGCGCUUUGAGUCAAGAGAAGUUAAAGCGUCCUGUUGUGGCCUGUGAGCUGGGCAGACUGUAUAAUAAAGAUGCGAUCAUUGAGUACCUGUUGGAUAAAUCAGCAGAGAGGCCAAACACUGAGGUUGUGGCUCACAUCCGUGGAAUCAAGGAUGUAAAGGAGCUGAACCUCACUGAUAAUCCAGCAUGGGAGGGUGAGAGCAGGAACAUUAAAGGAGACUGUUAUGAAGACAUGCACUGUGCCAUGUUCAUCUGUCCUGUCGUCGGUCUGGAGAUGAGUGGCAAACACAAGUUUUGUUACCUGCAGACGUGUGGAUGUGUUUUCUCAGAGCGAGCACUCAAAGAGGUCAAGACUGAGAUCUGCCACAAGUGUGGUGAUCCUUUCCAAGAAGAUGACAUUGUGGUGCUAAAUGGAUCUAAAGAUAAUGUGGAGAAGCUGCAGAAAACCAUGGAGGAGCGCAGAUUGAAGGCAAAAACAGCAAAGAAAUCAAAGAAGAGCAAAGAUUUAAAGGUCACCUCCAAGCCGCAGGAUUCAACAGGUACUAGAGAUGUCAAAGGAAACUGUGAGACCAGAAACACCUCUGAGACUAAAUCUACAUUGCUGAAUGGAGAGAGCAGCAGUGUAACCCACAGUGAAUCAGCUCCUGGUCCCUCAACCUCCGGUGAGCACUCGAAGAUGAUAAAGACCCCUGCGGAACCUUUGACCGGCAGCAAGCGAUCUAUCCAAGACAUGCGGGACAAAUCUGAGACCUACAAAUCGCUGUUUACCUCUCACAGCUCUGCCAAACGCACCAAAGACCAGAUCUCCAACUGGGUCACUCACACGCCCUACCACUUUUAAACGCAUCCUUCCCAGAAGAGUGCACUCUCUAGUGGUCAGGCUUUGGAUAAGCAGUAAAUUACACCAAACUAUCAAGUGGAUUGAUGCAUUGCUUUCUGUUUAUUUUUAUUUUGCAGCCUAUUUCUUUCUUUUUUUUUUUUUGCAUCACAUUUAUAAUUUGAUUUUACUCUAAUAUCUUUUGUUGACAGUGUGCAAACUUAUAUUCCAGUUAGGGACAUCUUAACUAUAAUAGAGCUUUCCUUGCAUGCAGAACAAUAGUCCCUAAGCGUUUUAUAUUGCUCUACGGCUGUUAUGAAACCUAUGUUCUUUUUUUAAUAUUUUUUUGUUGUUGAUGUUCUGACUCUAUAUUUGAUCAUCAGAAGUAAAAGUGCUUUGCAACAAUAUCUUGUUUUAAUACAUGUGGUGUUGCCAGCUUAAUUCAGAUUAAGGCAUUUAAAACAACAUUUUAAAAGGCAGAUCUUUGUGUGUUUUUCAUCUAUGGUGUUACUUAGGAGCAAUAAUGCAUUUUUAUGAAGUACUGAUGUUACUUUUGAAAGUUCACGAAUAAUGCACUAUUUAUUGUACUUUUAAAUAUGCAUUAUUUGUGUACAGAAUAAAGGUUCAGUUUGGAAGAAAUCAUGCACUGUUUCUGUACAUUAGUAGUGAAGGGUUUCAUUUAAACUCUUCAUUUCUCCACAAGGUGGCAGUAGAGGUCUACAGUUAAGUGCUGCUCCCUAGAUCCAUAAUUAAAUCUUUGGUAGUUAUUUAUUUUCUUUAACAUUCAUAUUAUCAUUAAUGUACUACAGUCAAGAUAAAAAAUAAAUCUAGACUCUGAAUUA
Molecule: messenger RNA, 1853 nt
Organism: Myxocyprinus asiaticus (Chinese sucker)
Lineage: Eukaryota; Metazoa; Chordata; Actinopteri; Cypriniformes; Catostomidae
Product: replication termination factor 2-like
Exons: 9
Coding region: 88-1035 (315 amino acids)
Biological process (GO): mitotic DNA replication termination; site-specific DNA replication termination at RTS1 barrier
Cellular component (GO): nucleus
Source: RefSeq, a predicted model, not a curated record